AAGCUUUUGGUGACCGUACCUUUUCAGAAUUUUCAGAUAACACUUUCGAAAGCCACGAUACCAAACAGACUCUGAUUUGCGCUAGGGCCUAUUCUUUGCUCUCGAGUUUACUGUUCGAUAACAAAAGAAGAGGAAAAGAGAAAGGACCAUCUGGAACCUCUGCUUCCAGCGAUUGCGAAGCCGACCGGAGCGGCAACCCAGCCCUUUCAUCAUCGCUCUAGUCUCUGGUAGAGCCACCAUUUCAUUUUGUUGCAUCAUUUUUCUGAGGAGAGAAACAAAUCGAAGGUUUUGAAGUACGAAAUUUGUGGCCGUCGAUUUACAUAGCUCCAGUGCCUGUUUUGCACCGGUGGCUGCCAUGGACCUCGUGUGAGCUCGCUUUAUCAGUCAUCUCACCUGCAGCUUGAUUCGGCAGACGCGGCUACAGCCCAGUUCUUCUCUAAGGAGUGGUUCGAGGAUCAGUUUGAUUUGAAAACUUAAUUAAUGUAGUUUUAUUAUCGUUAGACCAAUACCAUUCCCUGCCUCCUCCAACGUCUCAGCCAUCAGCGACGGAGAGGUCUCCCGUGCCUCCUCCAACAUUAGCCAUUUGCAAGAGCGCUCACCUCCUCCUCCACAUUGACCCUUCCAUCCAUCCCGCAAAAACCAUGAAUGUUAAAAAAGAAGAAGAAGGAGGGAGAGAGAGAGAGAGAGAGAGAGGGAGAGAGAUUCAGAAAUCAGAAGGUUGCAACAAAUUCUGAUAAAUUCUUGGGCACAUGGAAAUUGAUAAAGCAAUCAGAGAAUGCGAUGAUAGAAGGCUCAAAACCAAGUACAAUAACGCCAUCUAUGUUAUUCAAAGAGCACUUACACUAUACUCGAUCGAAGAGGUUGCCUUUAGCUUUAAUGGAGGAAAGGAUUCAACUGUUUUAUUGCACUUGCUUAGAGCUGGCUAUUUUUUGCAUAAAGAGGCACAAAAUUGUUCGGAUAGGGGUCUGAAUUGUUUUCCAAUUCGCACAAUAUAUUUUGAAAGCAAUUCUGCUUUCCCUGAAAUCAAUUCUUUUACCUAUGAUACAGCCUCGAGGUAUGGUUUGCAACUGGAUAUCAUUAGCUUAGAUUUCAAGUGUGGAUUGGAAAGUCUACUAAAAGCUAAUCCUAUCAAAGCUAUUUUCCUCGGUGUUCGAAUUGGCGAUCCUACUGCGGUAGGCCAAGAACAGUUCUCCCCUAGUUCACCUGGAUGGCCACCUUUUAUGAGAGUGAAUCCUAUCUUGGAUUGGUCUUAUAGAGAUGUUUGGGCCUUUAUUUUGACCUGCAAAGUCCAAUACUGCAGCCUUUAUGAUCAAGGAUAUACUUCAAUAGGGAGCAUAUAUGACACAAUACCAAAUUCAAUGUUGUGUAUAAAUGACUCCGGUUGCAAUACAAAAUUUAAACCUGCAUAUUUGCUUUCUGAUGGAAGAUUAGAAAGAGCGGGAAGGGUAAAAAAGUCAUCUCCUUCCAUUCCUGGGCCUUUUUCUGUUGCUGGAGAUAUAUCAGACAGUGUGGACCCACACAAAAAUGGCAUGCUUGUAGCCUCAUUGAUUGCUGUGGGAGAUGAGAUUCUCUCAGGCACCGUUGAGGAUCAAUUGAGUACUUCAUUGUGUAGAAAGCUCCUUUCUAUUGGGUGGUCAGUAUCACAAACCGUGAUUGUCCAGAAUGAUAUAGAUUCUGUUGCUGAAGAGGUUGAGCGACAUAAAUCUACCAAUGAUAUGGUAUUUAUAUAUGGAGGGGUAGGUCCAUUGCACUCAGAUGUUACCUCGGCUGGUGUUGCAAAGGCCUUUGGGGUUCGCUUGGCCCCUGAUGAAGAAUUUGAAGAAUAUCUUAAGCAUCUUAUCGGCGAUUACUGCACUGGUGAUCGAAAUGAGAUGGCUUUGUUACCUGAAGGUAUCACUGAAUUAUUGCAUCAUGAAAAGCUACUUGUUCCGAUGAUUAAGUGCCAAAAUGUAAUUAUUCUUGCGGCAACAGACAGUGCUGAGCUGGACAAGGAAUGGGAGUGUUUGACUGAACUAGGAAAAUCAUAUGGUCUGUUAGCUAUAGGGGAACCAUUUAUAUCAAGACGCUUAACAACAAAUCUUUCAGACGUAGAAAUUGCUCAACCCCUAUCAAAACUUUGUCUUGAAUUUCCUGAUGUUAGUAUUGGGGCUUACCGCAAAUGCAGAAGAAAUGGGUCUCUAAUAAUUAAUUUUAAAGGAAAGAAGCGUGCGCGGAUUGAUUUAGCUGUAGAAGCAUUAUGCAAGAUGUUCCCUUCAAUAGCAUUUACAGAAGUUAACUAAGUUGGUGGUUCUGCUUAUCUUCGAAUUGUUGAUUUUGAAGCUUCAGAGGCCGAAAGCUUAUUUCAUGUUUUCAUACUGGUUGUUCACAGCACGCAUGGAGCAGGAUGCAUCAUACGAGAUGCUGCAUCCGAAGGUAUUUAUUUUUUUUAGUAGAAGAAAAAAAAAAAAAAAAAAAACUGAGGUAAAACCAAGUUGCUGGUGGUUCUGCUCACCUUGGCAUUGGAGCUUUAGAAACUGUAGAAGCUAAUGGCUUAUUCAGUAUUUGUACUGCUCUGCUACAUUAUGGCGUAGGAGGUCGUCUUGUAGUUGAUCUGAAAAUAAUUGGUUUCCAAACCUGGCUGAACCUAUAAACUGGUCCUGGUAUUGGGUCUGAAAUUUAAAAUUUAAUAUAUACAAUGCAUUAUUUCGA
Molecule: messenger RNA, 2688 nt
Organism: Manihot esculenta (cassava)
Lineage: Eukaryota; Viridiplantae; Streptophyta; Magnoliopsida; Malpighiales; Euphorbiaceae
Product: FAD synthase
Exons: 19
Coding region: 750-2279 (509 amino acids)
Biological process (GO): FAD biosynthetic process
Molecular function (GO): FMN adenylyltransferase activity
Source: RefSeq, a predicted model, not a curated record